AUGGGGUUCACAGUGAACGAAGCCGCUAUAGACAAGGCAUUCAAGGCGAAUCCCGCCCUGCAAGGACGCAUUCUCGAAGCUAUCUCCGAGUAUCCCCAAUGCGUCGGUCUGUUCGAAGACAUCGCAAGGUUCAUUUGCUCCGAACGGGAAGCUCACCAGAGCCAGCUUCACAGCGCUUACAGCAUAGCACCCGCUACGGAAAGCCUGCAACAACAACAUAUCACGCCAGUUGAAGGACCUGCUUCUAAGAAAAGGAAAGUGGCCAAUGGAUUCGCUGGGUCUGCUGCGCCUGGGGCGAUGGGAGGAGAAGACUCUGCGUUGAUUGUUGGCAUACAAGGGGACGCCGAUUUGCAGUUAUACGUGCAAGACCUCUCUUUUACCAUCCCCCAAAGAAAGAAGCUCAGGCUGGAGUUUACGCAAGACCUGGGGGGCGGGAAUGAAUAUAUCAGAGCUAGAAAUCAGGCUUCUGCUGAGGUUGAAUUUGGCGUUCCUGUUGGCAAAAUCGAACAUGUUCUUUGCCUCCCAGUCCCGGAGAAGGCUCAACGACAGUUCAAUUUCUGCAUUAUACCGGAGUACAAGGAUGGAAUCACCAGUGCUCCGGACGGAGUGAUUACGUUUGAACCUAUGGUUUGGACAGUGCCUGAUGCACCUCCUCGAAGUGCAUAUUUGGGGUCGGGAACCCCAGUGUCCGAGAGUGCGAGCUUAGCGGAGACAUAUCAGACAUACUUCCAGAGUUUCCUAGACGGAAAAUUGAAGCAUGUCAAAGUAUUAUGUCCUGACGAGAAGGAGUUUGUGAGCGCCACCCCCGAAGCUCAUCGAAAGUCCGAGAAGGCAUAUCACGUCAAGGCCUUCCGAGGCAGUAAAGAAGGGUACCUCUUCUUCCUAGCUAGCGGGAUCUUCUUUGGUUUCAAGAAACCUGUUCUGUUUAUUGCAUUUGAAAAUGUGGAGUCUAUUUCAUAUACAGCUGUGCUUCAGCGGACAUUUAACCUGAACAUAACAACACGCUCGGCCGCUAAGCCAGACGAAAUGCAGGAGCUGGAGUUCUCAAUGAUUGACCAGGCUGACUAUCCGGGGAUUGAUGCAUAUAUCAAGAAACAUGGCUUACAGGAUGCCAGUCUAGCUGAGGAGCGCCGUGCAAAGAGGCUUAAUAUUAAUGCACCAAGGGGCGGGGAUGGGGCUGACGAUGGAAGUGGAAUGAAUGACGGGAGCGUUCCGCAAGCAGAGGAAGAAGAAUCCGAGCUGCAGAAGGCCCAGAGGGAACUCGAGAACCAACAAGCAGACGAAGAAGAUGAAGAGGAGGAUGACUACGACCCCGGAAGUGAGGGGGAGAGUGAAGGCAGUGGUUCGAGUAGUGAGGAGGAGGAGGGGGACGACAAUGCACGGGGUGCGUGAUUUGGUGUCCGUCAUAAAAGGGGAGAAGGUUGACGUUUGGAAUUAGUCUGAUACCGGCGUUAUUCGACAUUUGGAUAUUCCCGUGCUGGAACAUGAGGGAGCUGAACACUGGACGCUGUGUAUCAUUUACUUGUCUACUUGGUCACCCGUUUUGUCUUAUUGUUACUCUUUGUGUUGAACCAUUUGAUCAUCUAUCAGCUUUUUAUCAACGAGGUCGUUUCUCAUUCACUUGGGUGCCUCUUAUUGCGUUCCGCUACCGGAUCGAUAGGCCAGAGCACCAGUUUUCCUCGAACACAACACAUCAGAGUAGUAAAUAGGCAGCAACAUGGGUCUAUAGAAUGCUAUCCACUGGCGAUUGUAGAUAUUGUAUUUGAUGGUAGUUAAGACGCAAGGACAGAUCAUAGCCCGCAACUCGAAAUAACGAUAUUCCUCUAUAAACUUCCCCCCCAUCUAUCGCCAUUGAACUCGACUACACUGGCCCUAGGCUCUCGCAGGCUAGGAAUCCAAUCCCUACUAUCCCCAGUAACAUGAAGCCAGCCAUUCAGAUUGAUAACUUGGGCGCUGCGUAGAAAUGAAUAAACACUUCGCUUGGCGCUUAAGCUA
Molecule: messenger RNA, 1995 nt
Organism: Trichophyton rubrum CBS 118892
Lineage: Eukaryota; Fungi; Ascomycota; Eurotiomycetes; Onygenales; Arthrodermataceae
Exons: 4
Coding region: 1-1392 (463 amino acids)
Molecular function (GO): nucleosome binding; histone binding
Source: RefSeq, a predicted model, not a curated record